Apis laboriosa (Himalayan honeybee) is the source of this 1680-nucleotide messenger RNA. RefSeq lists its product as uncharacterized. The transcript has 5 exons. Lineage: Eukaryota; Metazoa; Arthropoda; Insecta; Hymenoptera; Apidae. The record is from RefSeq and is a predicted model, not a curated record. Bases 130 to 1347 code for a protein of 405 amino acids.
UGAUUGUUUACAAACGAACAACCUACAAUAUUUGUAAAUUAUUUCAGUAAUUAAGUUUUAUUGGUGAUAAACUUGAGGUCAAGAAAAUUUUGCUGUUCAUCGCUAGAACGUAAUAUUUGCUAUUAUGAUAUGCAGAAUAUUAGUUCUAAGAACAGCCUGAACAAGGGCCCAGAUGUGAAGAUUUUUUGCUCGAAUGCACAAUGUCAAGUCGUCAACGAGGAAUUAACAAAUUUAUGUCAACAAGUGACAGACCUAAAAGAAACGGUUGUAUCAUUAGAAAAUAUUAUACAAAUAAAAGAUAUACAAUUGCAAAAAAUGCAACGAGAAAAUGAGCGAUUGUCGACUGAAUUGAAAAAACAACAAAGACAUAUCAAGAACCUCAAACGUAAGAUUACAAAAAAAUCAUUUAAGUUCAUCGCGAUCUUUAAAUGCAUCGACUUAAUUUUAGAGCAGUUGGAUGAUGAGAGGUUUCUCUAUCAAAAAGAAAAGGACUCUUUUAAUAAUGAAAUACAAAGACAGAAGACACGAUGUGCAAGUGGUGCUUCGAAAUUACACCAACAACGAAAAGAAUUUGAGAUAAUACGAGAAUGUUUGGAAGAUGAGAAUAAGUCGCUUAGAGAAGAAUUAAAUGAGAAAAUCGAAACAACAUAUAAUUUAUGUAUAAAGUUUUUGCGAAUGAAAUAUGCUAAAGAUUCGUUGAGGCAAAAAUUUGAUCAAUUGUUGAAGGAACACUUGCAAGUAAUAACGGAUAUGAUGGAGAAACUAGAUGAAGCAAGAGAAGAACUUAAUAUAAUUGUAUCCGAAAAGUUUCAAGAGCCUCUGCCUUUAAGUAAAGCAAGAUUUUUACAGGUGGUACAAAGAAAUGCACGAUUAGUUCAUGAAAAUGCGACACUUAAGGUACAAAUACAACAUUUGACUUUAAAUAUUGAGAGAUUAAAGAAUUGUGUGCAAAAACCGAAAUCAAUAAAUGUAGAUGCAAAUAUUAUUGCGAAAUUAGCAGAACAAAGUAAAAAAAAAUGUAGUAAAGAAUCUACAAAAUGGAUACCGAUUCAUUUAUUUGAAAAUGAAAUUGAAAAAACUUUAUCAUUUACUAAACCAUCAGAUCUUCAAAAUUUCGUCAAUUAUUCUGGAGAUGUAAAAUUAGUAUCUAAAAUUCGAUCGAAUAAAUUAAAAGGGUACUCCAAUACUGCUAUACGAGAAGUUCAAACUAAAGAUACAUGGAAAUCGGGAACAGUACGCGCUCGCAGCGCUCCGGAAAUUCGACUAACAGAAGAUCGAGCAAGCUCUUCUGAUAUUAUUUUAGCAGAGUCUUCAAUGGAUGUACGACAUAUCUCAACAAAUACUUGACAAAUAUUAUUAAAUUUAAGACGUUGUAAAAAUGUAAAUGUUACUAUUAACUUUUUUUAUAUUAUUUAUUUAUUGUUAAAAAGACAUAUCGACUGUAGAAUGUAGAAUGUGAUGUAUCGACUGUAGAGUAAGUGGCGCUAAAGUAAAUCAUUUAAAUUUUGUUCACUAGAGGGCGAUUUCGGUAUGAAACGGUUUUGAUAUUUUCAGUGUCACAUCGAAAUGUGUGUGUUAAUUAUAUUCAGUGCAUAUAAUUUUUUUAUAAAAAUAAUUUAAACAAUUUUUUGAAGAUGAAAGUGUAGGAACAGAACAACAAUACGAAAUAUCUGGAUAAGG